AAAUCCGCGCCAUCUAGUGCCGGGGCAGAGCGGCGCCGUGAGGGUCGGCGAGGCAGCGGCACCGAGGGACUCCGCGGCCCAGCGCCAGCACAAAACAGUAUGCAGAAAAUCACUGAACUGGAACCCUCUUUGACAUAUCGUCCCCUCAGAGACUCUCCAGGUCACUGUGCUGAAAAAACUGCUAAAGCAAAGUCGACAUCUCAAGAAUUUGCAGUAAACUCUAGUACCUCUGCUGAAAAAAACAGAGUGACACACAAAGCCCAGUCAGCAGAAUGGGAUUUUCAUGGUUUUACCAGCUCUGAGAGUUCUACCACUUCACCACUUAAAAGAAAAAAUGCUGAUGCUGAUAUGAGUGCCAUAAGUGAACACAAAAUCUGCACCAUGAAAAGUUCUGAAGAUCAGAAUGGAGGCCCUCAACCAGCAGGAAGCUCACCAGAGAAUUCCAAGUCAAACAACUACAGUGUUGCAAUUGCAAGAUGGCUUGAAGCUCACUGUUACAAAAACAAGGCUUCCGGGUUUUCUAAUGAAAACUUGUCUAACACACCCUGCAUGAAAAAAGGUUCAUGUGACAAGUGCCAAGUCGAUAUUAAAAAAACUCGUCAACCAGAAAACAAUGUGCGUGAUGGGAACUGUGAACAAAAGAAAAAUUCAGCAUCAAAGAUAACGAAGCUGAGUGAAAUUAUCAAGCCAAAUGACUGUCGGACAUAUUCUGGCCCUAUUCAGCGUCGCGUUGUAAACAUGAAGGAAGGCGGCAAAAGAACUAUUAUGAUUGUGAAAAAAGAGUCCCUCAAGAACUUACAAGCCAAGGGUCUUAUUCAACCAAUUCGAAAAUAUGUGCCUCAUCAACCAAGUGCUUCUCAAUCCUUACAAGAAACAAAUAACCAGUUUUCUUCAGAAAGUACAAAGCAUCUCGUUGGACAUACCUCUGAGAAUUUGAGUUCAAGAAAAGGAGAUGCAUUGGUCUGGAAGGAUUCAUCCAUUGUUUGUGAGGGCCAAGAGCCAAGCACAGAAUCUAGCAGUGAUCAGUGUGCCUACAGCAAUUCCUCAACUCAGACAUGUAACCUCCUCAAAACAAUUAAGGGUCUCCAAGCUCCUGUUACAGUGUCAUGUGCAGAUGUCAAUGGAUCUGAUUCACAGUCCAUUAAAUUUACUGUUCAGCUGCUUGGAGGAGGUAACAAAUCUUCAGGGACAAACCUCCCUCAGCAUCAAACAGCUUCCUCAAAUAGUGGUCCUCUCUUUACAGUUAGUCAGCCUAGAACACAAACCAGAGCUCUUGUAGAUUCUAAGCAGCCUUCAAGUAACUCCAUAACAUCUUCAAACUCUGAAGUAGAUCAUCUACAGAUAAGCCCAGAGGAGAACAGAUCAACUGGUGGCUGUUCUGUACUUGGUUCUGUGAGCUUAGAUGAAGAUAUGUCCUUUGAAAUCGCUCAAGAUAAGGGCACUGGUUUGCCUUCUAAAGAUAGCACUGAAGUUAACUGCUCUGAUAGCAGGACCAUAGGUAUAGAAGGAGAUACAGUGGGAGAUAAGCCUUCAAAAACAAGGCCCCAGAAGAGAGACAAUGUGCAGUGGAUUGCCAUGCCUUCAUCAGGAACUGCUGUUAAAGAAGAGCAGACAGAUUCUCAUAGUAAAAAGUUGCCUACCAUAGCUCUCACUUCUUCAGAGAAGCCUGGUGUUAUCUACAAAGCCAUUCCUGUUGAAUCACUACUUCAAACAGGUCAAAAGCUGCAUAUCACACCUUCAUACAAAUCUGCGAACAAAGAGCUGAAGGUUAAAUAUGCCCGCCUUCUGAAAAAGCAUAGAUACAGGUAUCAUAUGCUGCUUAAAAAAUACACAGCUCUUCAGCAAACAUGUGCUGAGCUGAGUGAGCCUGGGACACCUCAACAAUUUAUUAAAGAUGCUCAUAAAUUUUUAUCAAAAGAACAUGUUCUCUUUCUGGAAAGCCAAAUGUUUUUGAGAAACCGGGCUGGAUCAGGCAAUAGAUUCUCAAGAAACUUCAUGAAACUCAUGAUAGAAUAUUAUAAGCGGAGUCCAGCGGGCUACAGAUAUCUGAAGACAAUAUUUACGGUGCCAUCUGUACCAACUGUCCAGAAGUGGAUGAAUAGGUCAUUUGAGUUUGGAGAUUUAUAUGGCAAUGCACCUGAGGAUAAUAGCAAUGAAGCCGAUCCACCACCCAAAUCAAAGGUCAGUGAUACUUCUCAAAAUUCUAACUCUAAUCAAAAAAAGGUUUCAAAAAAGAAAACAGUAGAAAACAUGGAGUGUGAAGAGGGCUCAUCUGAUAGUGAUAACUCAGAGGACUGUAGCCUUAAAGUGACUGUAUCAUAGGAUGCACAGUGUUUCAAAUCAACAGUCACCCAGCAUGUUGAAAAAGAAGGAUGUGCCAGGUUGUAACAGUUUGAGGAAGGAUGAAACCUCCAGUGAGUGGGAAGUUGAACAUUAUCAACAAGCAAUAAUUUCAAGGGCUGACAGCCAUUUAUUGCACCAUGCCAGAAUGAUGUAAUAGUAAUGGCCUGUGCUAAUACUAAUAUUAAUGGCCAUUAUCUAUAUCCUCUCUAGUGAAUAUUCCUAACGUUACCAAUGCCAGAUGUUUACGUGAGUUUAUAUUCUUAAUGUCGUCAUAAUUUCAAAUAUUUAUGACCUGCAUAUGUUUCAUUAUCUACCGUUAAUAUUAUCAAUUCUAUAAAUCUAGAAUUAGAAGGGAAUAUAUCAUGAAGCCUGAAACAAUCAGUAAUAAAGAGUCAUAUAUUUAUUAUGUAUUACCUGAUUGUAUGUGUACCAAGAUAUUCUGUGGUCUAUAUUGGUGAAGGCUGGUAGAAUUUUGUAACCAAUUUAUACCAAUCAAUAAAUAUAUCUUUCUUAAGAAUUUUUCCACUGCUGUAGUGCAAACUGAAAUCCUCACUCUGUUUAUUCUGCUUUCCGGUUGUUGGUCUUUCGGUGAGGACUUGAACUUUAUUUCUUAUUAUGAUGUGGAUUUGUUAUUUUCUAGAUUGAAUUUUUUUACUACUUUUACUUCCUUAUUCCUUUUUCUGUUUCUUGGAGAUGACAUCGCUGUUAGCUGACAUGAUACAAAAUUACUGGUUCACCAAGAAAUUGGUCCUGGCAGACUGUAAGACAAACAUACCACUUGAAUGUUUACUACCAGCGUCAUAUUUGCUGCAGCACUAAAAAGGCCUUCCAUGAUGUGAUUUGAGUGUGAGUAGCAAUGCAGAAACAUAUGAUAAUAGUGUAGCCUUUCUAAGACAAAAAUAUAAAAAAAUGGAGACCGUUCUUAUGGCUAAUUGUGAUACUACUAUACACGCACACAUGUCAGUUGCAUACAGAUAGACAAAUGAACUGACAG
Messenger RNA from Eriocheir sinensis (Chinese mitten crab), 3337 nucleotides. RefSeq lists its product as uncharacterized. NCBI's taxonomy places the organism in Eukaryota, Metazoa, Arthropoda, Malacostraca, Decapoda, Varunidae. The transcript is spliced from 8 exons. The record is from RefSeq and is a predicted model, not a curated record. Bases 100 to 2322 code for a protein of 740 amino acids.